Molecule: messenger RNA, 1765 nt
Organism: Oldenlandia corymbosa var. corymbosa
Lineage: Eukaryota; Viridiplantae; Streptophyta; Magnoliopsida; Gentianales; Rubiaceae
Source: the annotation of a GenBank genome assembly
CAUUAAUGAAACCUAAUUUAUUGAACCUCUCAAUCUUCCACGUCAUUCUCAAUUCUUCAGCGCACUGUUCAUCCAACCCCCCAAUCUAUCACUACUACAUCAUCACUGCCAUAGUCACUUGUUUCUUCUCCCAUUCAAAUAUUUGAGGGAGAUGUUGUAAAAUAUUUUGGUCAAGUUGAAAUUGAUGUUGGGCUCCCUCUGUUUCGCUCUUGUUCAACUGAGCUGAAUUAAUUGUUUUGGGACUGUUUCCUAGUCGAAACUCAAAUGAGAAGAGGGAUAGAAAUUGUAUGCUUCCCCACUGAGAAGAAAGAAUAAAUAAAAUAUCCUUCUCUCCAUUUAUUUUGAGAGCUACGAAAACACAAUACAGUCUUAUAAACAAUAUAAUUAACACCCCCCGCCACCACCUGCAAACACUAUACUCAAAUUUUGAGAGAGAUGGCGCCAUUGUUGCGGAGCUCUCAGCCAUGGGUGGAAAAAUAUCGGCCGAGGCAAGUGAAGGAUGUCGCGCAUCAAGACGAGGUCGUCCGAGUCCUUACAAAUACACUGGAGACGGCUAAUUGCCCACAUAUGCUGUUUUAUGGACCUCCUGGCACCGGAAAAACUACCACCGCGCUCGCCAUUGCUUAUCAGCUAUUCGGACCUGAACUUUACAAGAAAAGAGUUCUGGAACUGAAUGCUAGUGAUGACCGUGGUAUAAAUGUUGUUCGUACAAAGAUAAAAGAUUUUGCUGCUGUUGCUGUUGGUUCUGUUCAUCAAGGUUAUCCUUGUCCCCCUUACAAGAUUAUAAUCCUUGAUGAGGCUGAUUCAAUGACUGAAGAUGCUCAGAAUGCCCUGCGGCGUACUAUGGAAACAUACUCAAAAGUCACCAGAUUUUUCUUCAUUUGUAAUUACAUCAGCAGGAUCAUUGAGCCGCUUGCCUCUAGAUGUGCAAAGUUCAGAUUCAAGCCACUAACUGAAGAAAUAAUGAGCAAACGCAUACUUCAUAUAUGCCAAGAGGAAGGCCUGAAUUUGGAUCCAGAGGCACUUUCAUCAUUAAGUUCCAUAGCACAAGGCGAUCUUCGUAGGGCUAUAACGUAUUUACAAUAUGGCGCUCGCACAUUUGGAUCUUACAUUUCAUCUCGAGAGCUGAUUAGUGUUUCUGGGGUUGUUCCCGAGGAGGUUGUUCAGGCUCUCUAUUCAGCUUGUAGGAGUGGUAAUUUUGAUUUGGCCGACAAGGAAGCUAAGAAUGUAAUUGCAGAAGGAUAUCCUGUUUCUCAGGUGUUGUCACAGUUGUUCGAUAUAAUUGUCCAGUCAGAUGACAUAACCGAUGAACAGAAGUCAAGAAUAUGCAAAAAGCUGGCUGAGGCUGAUAAGUGUCUUGUUGAUGGAGCAGAUGAAUAUUUACAGCUGUUGGACGUCACCAGUAACACCAUGCGAGCAAUAUGCAACCUUCCUGAACAAUUUUCUUACGAGAGUUAGAUGUGCCUCUGCGUGAGUUAGGUGUUUUGUUUCCUUCUUUUGAUUUGUGGAAAAUUGGUGUUCUUGAUGGAUUUGUGGCCUACUCAUUCGGAAGAGGAUUAAUUUUGCAAUUUGUACUUUCUGUUUUGUUUUUUCUUAUCUGCACUAUCUAAACCUUUAUGAAGUAGGUAACAUUAAAUUUUUUGCCCAAGUAUGAUGGAAAUAUCGUGGUGUAUCAAAUUCUGAAUUUUAUGUGAUAUUCAGCCGUGAAACAAAAAAAGAUUUGGUUGAAUUACUUAAUUGCCCCAAUCAACAUUCUUAAAAAGCC